GGGCUGAGGCGGGGCCGGCGGCAGCGCAGAGGAGGGGGAGGCAGCGCCGGGAAGGUCUCACUAGCCCGGCCGAGGCUUAUUUGUCUGCUGUCAAUUUGGACAUUUUCUUGGUGAGAAGUAACAGGACCUGAGUGAGGAAAGAGUGGCCUGAGGGGGAUAAUGAAACCCUGCCACACAUCUUCCAAUAAAAUGGGGAAACCAAGUGGUGGGAAAUCAGCAAAAAAUCCUUCUAAAUCAAAAAAUCAGCAAGUGCCUUCUAGCAAAAAAAAGGGAGCAGAUGAACAAGGAAGAAAACAAGGUCAAAAAAGACAGCAGGUCCCUCAGACAGGCAAAAGGGGAGUUAAGGAACUGAAGGACUCUUCCCCUGCAGGAGAAAAUGGUUCUUCAAAAAAGGUGAAGCUGUCCAGUGCUGCAGUAAGAUCUUGGCAGCCUCUCUCAGACAACAGUAGGCUGUUCCUGGAAAAUAUAGUGGAUUCAGUAGUACUAUCUGUUUUGUCCCAACAGAGGGAGGGAAAGGAUGAUGUUCAGAAGCACCUCAAUGUACUGAAAAACAGGGUACUGAGAAGUUUCAAGACUUUAAAUGUGCCUCCAGGGAAGCUGGGCAACCUGAAGAAUAUCCUGGGCCUUCAAAUGGCAGAGAAACAAAUGCUUGAGACAAAUGAGGAGUCUUUGGAACAUCUGCAGGAAGAAAUAAAUGAAGCAGAGCGAUCAGCGGAGCGCAUUGAGGAAAACAUACAGCAGCUGCAGUACAAAAUCAAGGUGCUCAAAAACCAGUUAGAGGAAGAUGAAAAAGGUGCCAGGAAGGUAUUCCAGGAAAAUAUCAGUGGAACACUCCAGCUUCCAGAACUCCCCAAGCGCAGUUUGCAGGCACCCACUUUGCAGGAGGAAAUUUUGAAGGUAAAGAAUCAGAAGGACCUUUUAAAGGAUAUGAAUGCUAUUCAGCAGUCACUUGACUUGAAGAACUUGUUAACCCUUGUUGAAAAGAGCUAUGAGAAGGUGGAUUUGCUUUGAGAAGCCAAAAUAUGUGGAGUCUCCAUCCUGAGUUUGCUUUCUUCCUAAUGGCCUUCCUGUUGUGACUGCUGCAUUUCUGUUGAAACAUUUUCUAUUAACAUUGGUAUAUAAAUGUGUAGAUACAUUUUGGGACUCAAGUGAUUUAAGUCAUCUGCCAAGGUUUUUUGGGGUUUUUUUGAACUGUGAUGAUUUCUAAUGAUGAUAUAUCCUGUCAUAGGAAAA
Molecule: messenger RNA, 1233 nt
Organism: Haemorhous mexicanus (house finch)
Lineage: Eukaryota; Metazoa; Chordata; Aves; Passeriformes; Fringillidae
Gene: CENPQ
Product: centromere protein Q
Exons: 10
Coding region: 160-1011 (283 amino acids)
Source: RefSeq, a predicted model, not a curated record